This is a messenger RNA of Vombatus ursinus (common wombat), 3669 nucleotides long. Its product is annotated as keratin, type II cytoskeletal 75-like. Gene Ontology annotation, molecular function: structural constituent of skin epidermis. NCBI's taxonomy places the organism in Eukaryota, Metazoa, Chordata, Mammalia, Diprotodontia, Vombatidae. The record is from RefSeq and is a predicted model, not a curated record. Gene Ontology annotation, cellular component: keratin filament. The coding region runs from base 88 to 1764 and encodes 558 amino acids. Gene Ontology annotation, biological process: intermediate filament organization; keratinization. The transcript has 9 exons.
GGACCUCCAGCUUCUCAACCAUAGCGUCUCCUCUCUUUCUACUUUCUACACUCAGCAUUUCUUCUGGCCAUCCUAUUUCACCCCACCAUGUCUCGUCAGUCCACUGUCACCUUUAAGACAGGUAGCCGAAGGGGCUUCAGUGCUGCUUCUGCCACCACCCCCUCUGCUGGACGCUCCCGCUUUAGCUCUGUCUCCGUGGUUCGCUCAUCGGGAGGCCAUGGAGGGCUGGGGAGGAUCAGCGGUGUUGGGACUGGCUUUGGUAGUCGAAGUCUCUAUAAUCUGAAUGGCUCAAAGCGAAUCUCUAUCGGUGGGUCCAAUAGUGGCUUCCGGAGUGGAUUUGGUAGGAGAACAGGUGUAUAUGGCUUUGGUGGUGGCAUUCAAAGUGGACUUGGUUUUGGAGCUGGGGUUGGAGGUGGUUAUGGGGGUGCUGGGUUUCCUGCCUGCCCCCCUGGUGGCAUUCAAGAGGUCACUGUGAACCAGAACCUAUUGGCUCCUCUCAACCUGCAAAUCGACCCCACCAUCCAGAGGGUGCGCAAGGAGGAACGAGAGCAGAUCAAGACCCUCAACAACAAGUUUGCCUCCUUCAUUGACAAGGUGAGGUUCCUUGAACAGCAGAACAAGGUACUGGAUACCAAAUGGACAUUGCUCCAGGAGCAGGGUGUGAAGACCGUGAAGCAAGAUGUGGAGCCAGUUUUUGAAGGCUACAUCAAUAAUCUCCGGCGACAUCUAGACAUUGUCACAAAUGAAAAGGGGAGGGUGGACUCUGACCUGAGGAACAUGCAGGAUGUUGUGGAAGAUUAUAAAGCCAAAUUCGAAGAUGAAAUUAACAGACGCACAGCUGCUGAGAAUGAGUUUGUGGCCCUGAAAAAGGAUGUUGAUGCUGCCUAUAUGGACAAGAUGAAAAUGGAAUCCACAGUCAACUCCCUUCAAGACGAGAUAAACUUUCUCCAAAUACUGUAUGAUGCGGAGAUAGACCAGAUGCAAACUCAGAUCUCAGACACUUCUGUGGUGCUUUCUAUGGACAAUAACCGAAGCCUGGACCUGAACAGCAUCAUCUCUGAGGUCAAAGCUCAGUAUGAGGACAUUGCCAAUCGCAGCCGAGCAGAGGCAGAGUCUUGGUACCAGACCAAGUAUGAGGAGCUUCAGGUGACAGCUGGACGCCAUGGAGAUGACCUUCGCAACACCAAGCAUGAGAUCUCUGAGAUGAAUCGGGUGAUCCAGAGGCUGAGAGCCGAGAUCGACAGUGCCAAGAAGCAGUGUGCCGAUUUGCAGACAGCCAUCACCGAUGCUGAAGAGCGUGGUGAGAUGGCUCUCAAGGAUGCCCGGGCCAAGCUGGUAGACCUUGAAGAUGCCCUACAGAAAGCCAAACAAGACAUGGCGCGUCAGCUUCGAGAGUACCAAGACCUGGUGAAUGUCAAGCUGGCCCUGGAUGUAGAGAUCGCCACCUACAGGAAGUUGCUGGAAGGGGAGGAAUACAGGUUGAGUGGAGAGGGAGUUGCACCAGUUAAUAUCUCUGUGGUCACCUCUACUGUCUCCAGCGGCUAUGGCAGCGGCAGUGGUGUUGGCGGCACCAACCUGGGCUUGGGUAGGGGUACCAGCUAUUCCUACACCACCAGCGGUGGGCACAGCCUAGGUGGAGGACCGGGGAGCCCUGGCUUCAGCGCUAGCAGUGGCCGGGGCCUAGGAGGCAGCUUUGGCAGUGGCAGUAAUUCCAGCAUUAAGUUUGUCUCCACCACCUCCUCUAGAAAGAGCUACAAGCAUUAGAUGUCCUCCAUCAAUAUCUCUCCCAAUUUCACUUCAUUCUCAAUCUUGGACUAGCCCUCUUGCUACUGUCCACAUUCAGGGGUUAUCUCUCCACUCCCAGAUGUGUAGGUCUUUUGGUAUUCUUUUCUCUCUCUUGCCAGCCAUCCAUCUACCCAUUUGAUACACUUUUGAUGCUGCUGAGGAGCUGGGAGUCACAAUCACACCUAGGUCUCUAACCCCUAGCCUAGCCAUUGGUUGGUUCUCAGAUAAGUCUUAUUCUACUCAUAGGGACAGUUGCCAAAGCCUCUCUCUUUCAAAACAGCUCAGUUCAAUAAACCUUUGCUAUGUGCAAGAAACAGUGCUGAUUCCUGGGAUGUCCAAGUCCCAAUUCAGCUUUAGAAUAUUCCCUUUAGGUUUCUCUACAUGCAAGAAGAUAGGGGGAUUUGAAUUCCGAUGCCAUUUCUCCCAGGCCAUUUCCACAAGUGCUUUCAAAUGAGUUCCUCUCCCAGAAACAGUCUGUCUAACUGACACAACUGAUGUCAUUUUGUUGGCCACCCCAUCCUAUAGUGCAUAUAAGCUGCUCCCUGAGGGUAUUACCUCCUUCCUUUGCCUUCUAGGAAAUUGUCUAUUAAAAUGCAUGUAUAAGAUAUGUAGGCUCAUGGAUUCUGUUUGGAUGGUGAAAGGCAUCAAGAGAAACUAAGGUAUGCAUCAACUGCUCAGUCUAAGGCCCAAGGACUGACUAGGUAAUUGAUAUCCUGCUUCCUCUUCCAAGACAUGAAAGGUUCGGAGGAGAAGGAGGAAAAGGAUGUGGAUGGGCAGAGAAGGGGAAGGUUAUUUCAGGGAAAGGGAAUGAUUAGUGUAAAGGCCAGUCUUCUCUCUUAUUCACAUAUUCCUCAUCCCACCCUGUCUAUCUUCCCAAUUCCCCAUCUCUCACUGAAGAUGGCAUUGUCCUAGAACAGAGACCCUGCUCCCAUUUCACAAUGCCUUCCAGGUUAAGGGCAGGAUUCUGUUCCCCUCCCAAACAGAAAAUUUGUUGCACAACAGCUGUUGUAGAGUGGCCCAGCCCUCUACUCCAGAAAGGCAGUAAAGGGACAGAUUGUUCCAAGACAGCUUCCAACGUGCCAACAGGAGUGGAGAAAUAAUAGACCAGGGAAAAGAGUUAAAAGCCAACCCCAGGGGCAAAGUUUUCACAAAAGAGAGAGUUUAGGUCCUUAAUUGUUAGACAUAUCCAGGAAUCUAGCAAAUUCCCAAGUUUACAAGCUUCCCAGACCCUUUCAUUAGGGCUUGGCCAAGGGUGUGGCUAAAAUGGAAUAAUCUCCAGGAGAGUGGUAGUAGUGAUGGGGAGGGGGUUGUAGUCAAAAUGUCUCAAAUAGAAAGCAUUUUCAGGGACCCCUAGUCUUGGGUGGCUAAAGGGGUGAGAGGGAUUUUCCUAGGACUAGGGUCUAAGAAAAAAUCAAUAUGAGGAGAAUAUUAAAUCACCAAGGGCCAAGGGAUGUGUGUGUGUGUGUGUGUGUGUGUGUGUGUGUGCGUGUGUGUGUGUGAUGGAGAAGGGGGGAGAUACAAAACAUACAGCACUAAGGAAAAUUUUCAAAAGUUCUUUCAAUCUCCAUGGGUAAAGAGCUAAGAACCAGGAAUAAAGGACUAAGAACAAAGGGUGGAAAGAAUAAAGGGAAAGAACAGCAGCAAAACAAUGAGAACUGAGUGCCAUGAAACGAUAAUGGCCAAACUCGGCUCCCAAGGAGAUAUGAGAAGGUACAUGUCUCCUUUCUUUGUAGAGAUGGGUGAUGAUGGAUAUAGAACACUGCAUAUAAUGUCAGAUUUGGUGACUCUGUUGGUCAGUUUUACUGGACUGUUUUUCUUUCUCUGUUUUGUAUUUACUGUUAUAAAGGAUGGCAGGGAAGAGAUAUUUUUGAAAAUGUAUGUUAA